AUUGUGUGUUGUCAUUGCUCUUCACAUUAGGAAAAUAAGUUUCUGAUGGUUCAUUUUAUAGUUAUUACUCGAAUGUCGUGAUGGAUAGAAUACUGAAGGGGAUCAUGAAGUACAGAAAGUGUCACCGGGAAGGCAUGGUGAAGCAAUUCCAACAAGUUAAAGAUCAUCCCGAGCCAAAGGCAGUGUUCUUUACCUGCAUGGACUCUCGGAUGAUUCCAACUAGAUUUACGGAAACGAACAUUGGAGACAUGUUUGUCGUCCGAAAUCCCGGUAAUGUCAUUCCGCAUUCGCAUCAUUUUGUGGACGAAUUUACUAUGUGCGAGGCGGCGGCAUUGGAACUUGGAUGCGUGGUGAACGAUAUAAGGCACGUUAUAGUCUGCGGCCAUAGCGAUUGCAAGGCGAUGAAUCUGCUCUACGCUUUACGGGACAAGGAGUUAGCGUCUCAAACGAACAGAAGAAUGUCACCGCUGAAAGCGUGGCUGUAUGCGCACGCCAGCAGCAGCUUAACGAAGUUUCAGCAUCUCGAAAUCACCGGUUUUCGUGAGCCGAUUCUCUUCCAGGGCGAGAUGUCAUUACGAAAAUUUGUCGCCUACAUCGAUCCGGAGGAUAAAUUCGCCAUUGAAGAUAAGCUGUCGCAAAUCAAUACGUUGCAGCAACUCCAAAAUAUCUCGUCGUAUGGAUUCCUAAAGAAGCGUCUGGAAAGGCACGAUUUGCACAUCCACGCGCUAUGGUUCGACAUUUACACCGGGGAUAUUUAUUACUUUAGCCGAGCCAACAAAAGAUUCAUAGAGAUAAACGAAACAACGGAGCCGCUUUUGCUUAAAGAAAUUAAUAAAUAUUACUCCUAGAAAUCCUUUUUCCAGAUAAUUGCGUAUUUAUAAUCCAACAUAUGGA
Molecule: messenger RNA, 894 nt
Organism: Trachymyrmex septentrionalis
Lineage: Eukaryota; Metazoa; Arthropoda; Insecta; Hymenoptera; Formicidae
Gene: CAHbeta
Product: beta carbonic anhydrase 1
Exons: 5
Coding region: 81-848 (255 amino acids)
Molecular function (GO): zinc ion binding; carbonate dehydratase activity
Source: RefSeq, a predicted model, not a curated record